GGUCAAAGGUUGAUUUAGCAUGUAUUUGCACACAGCAAAAACACCCGCCUGUCAGUGAAAACAUUGAACUUUAUCUUCAAAUUGUGCAAUAGUCGUUGUCCCCAAGACAUAUACUGAACUGAGAGUUAAUGAACGACCGCGACAUCGCUGCUGUAGGAAACAAAAACCCUGAAGAGCACUCAGUACUACUGGACUGCUGCGGAGGACUCAACAACCUCGAUUAUUCAAAGAUGGACCUGACGCUCAUGCAAGAGCUCAUGAAAUGUAUAAACCUUCGUGAUUCCAGCUUUUGUGUAGCUGUGAUUGCCAUCCUUUUCAACCCUCUCUUCUGGAAUGUGGUGGCGAGAUGGGAACAUCGUACACGGAGACUCUCCAGGCUCUUUGGUAGCGCCUACCUGGCUUGUUACUGUCUGGGUUUCGUCAUCAUAUUGCUCAACGUGUAUCGCAGCCACAGUAUGACAGUGGUGAUGAAAGCCCAGGCCAGGUGGGACGUGUUGGAGAGGACUGAAGUUUUCUACGCUGGUGCAGCUCUCAUAGUACUGGGCACUGUGCUGGUGGUGAGCAGCUUCCUGGUGCUGGGAUUCACUGGAACAUUCCUUGGUGAUUACUUUGGAAUCCUAAUGGAUGACAAGGUGACGGGCUUUCCCUUCAACAUCACAGAGAACCCGAUGUACUGGGGAAGUACGGCCAACUACCUGGGCCUAGCACUCAUUGGUGCCAGUCCUGUUGGUCUUGUCCUGACUGCCUUUGUAGCCGUGGUCUACAGUGUUGCAAUAACGUUUGAGGGACCAUUCACUGAACAGAUCUAUGCGGAGAGGAUUCAUCACAGCAAGCAUGAAUAAAACUCCACCUACCAGAUACUACUUAACGGUUGGGUCAAGUAUCCCCCUCUCUGUCAAGAGAUACAGCAGACUAAACAACAGACAAACCUGUUAUUCUACGUCCAGUCUGGAA
Labrus mixtus (cuckoo wrasse) is the source of this 954-nucleotide messenger RNA. It is a transcript of the gene pemt, whose product is annotated as phosphatidylethanolamine N-methyltransferase. The coding region runs from base 129 to 842 and encodes 237 amino acids. The transcript is spliced from 7 exons. Gene Ontology annotation, biological process: phosphatidylcholine biosynthetic process. Gene Ontology annotation, molecular function: phosphatidylethanolamine N-methyltransferase activity. The record is from RefSeq and is a predicted model, not a curated record. NCBI's taxonomy places the organism in Eukaryota, Metazoa, Chordata, Actinopteri, Labriformes, Labridae.